Penaeus vannamei (Pacific white shrimp) is the source of this 2265-nucleotide messenger RNA. NCBI's taxonomy places the organism in Eukaryota, Metazoa, Arthropoda, Malacostraca, Decapoda, Penaeidae. The record is from RefSeq and is a predicted model, not a curated record.
AUAGAUACAGAGAAAAGUUACAGACACUCGGAACACACGUGGGUAAGCGAGAGAGAGAAAAAGAAGGCAAAAAUUCUGUAAUAUUUGUAGCUGGUUCUGGUUCUGCCGGCGUUGGCAGCGCUGGUUAGUGUCUGCUGCUGAGGAAUCCAGACGUGAGCAGCGCCUUGCCGUGGCUGCAGGUCCUGCCGGGAUGUUGGCGGUGGGGCUGCGAGGGGCGGAGGAGGAGUCCCUGUCGGAGAGCAGGAUGUUUUCUGGUGUAGGAUGGUGGCGGCAGACGCUGGUUGACGGCCAUGCGUCUACCAUGCGGGCUAGCAGGGCCGGGGGACUUCACAGCUGCCUAUCAAUGCACGUCAUAAUUAUUUUGUAGGAACGCACUUCCGAGCGCGGGACUCUCGUGGGCCGUGGCUCCGUCGCCGAUGAGCCUGUGCUUGUUACCUCUUGGGUGAUUCCCCCUUCUAAUUAUAGAGGUGACAGGGGAUAAGCUGCGAGCACACAAUAUGCAGAAUUAUGUUGAGGAGGGCGAGAUUCAGGUAUCUGGCAACCCCUCCAUAUUGGCAUUGCGUGUUGUACUAUUGAACAGCUUCGUCAUCUGUUCAUAUUUCAGUUUUCAUUCGUGCCCUUGCACAGGAGCCUCCCAGGUGGCCUGCCGGCGUGCGGGGCGAGGCGUCGUUGGAGGAACGAGGCAGUUUAAAGGGCCAGAGGAACAUGGAGCAGACAGGGGGAGGCUCACCGGUCAUGAGACAGAACGCGCCGUCCGCGACAAAGGCUCGUCUAAGCGCGACCUUGGCUUGUUCUCGUGGCAGGGCGCUUGGCUUUGGCUUUGACGGGCUUGCUUUGGUCGAACAGGCAGUGCUGAGGCCUAUGGGCGCCGUAAACACGCAGGAAAUACUUGCGAUGCAGCCCUCAUAUCGUCGCGAAAAUUUUGUAACUUUAAACGCAGCUGAGAGUGGACCACGUUUGUCCGUGUGCGGUGCGGACCAGGGCUGAGGUGCGAUGCGCGAUGCUUUCGCUUAUUGUCGCCUCGCUGCCGCCCUGGCCCGAGGCCCCUGCUUGCUGCGACCGCCUCCCCGGGAUGAGCUAUGCCGUGAAGAACAACUUUGCGUUAUUCUGCAGCGAAAACACGCGAGCGCUGGGGCGAAAUGGGGAAUAAUUUCGGUGUGGGAUGCGCGGGUGGGUGCCGGGGACGCCCACUGCGCAUGCGCGAUGGGUGCGGCUGUGGCGGGAGAUCAGCUGGGGCGCGAGCGAGCGAGGAGUCGUCGUGCGCCGGCUGGCUCCACACACUGGCGACCGGCCGCUCUCCCGGGUUCGCAACGUCUUUUGGGCAGUGGGCGCUAGUCGUGUGUGAUCAUGGUGACCAACAAGGAAAAGGAAAUUAUCAUCGACGCCAUUCGUGUCCUGCGCUCUCGCCGCGUCAGGCCCAGCGCUCGCAAGAUCGCCUGGUAUGCGAGGCGCGAACACCUCCUGUCGGAGGCGACGACGGAGGCGGUGCUGGACGAGCUCGUUGAGUCCGAGGAUGUGCUGCGAGUGGAGUAUAAGGGCGCCACGUCGUACCGAGUGGCCGCCUCGUGGUCCAAGGCGGCCCUGGUGCGCCGCCGGCCCACUCGCACCAAGGUGAAUGUGAUGAACAGCGAGUCCACUUGCCGGGCGCUGCGCCUGGCCGUGGCGUCGUGCGGGCCGGGGGGCGCCAGCAAGGAGGACAUCAAGGACAAGCUGGUGGCGUGCGGGCAGAGCCGCCUCGUGGACAAGCUGGACGUGCUCCUCCACCGCGAGAUCCGGGCGGGGACGCUGCUGCGGGUGGAGACCACGCACCGCACGGCCACCCUCAUCACGUACGUGGUGCCCGCCGACGCCCCCGCGCCGCCCGCCUCGCCGCCCUCGCCCGCGCUCGAGGAGGACGAGGCGGAGGACACGGACGCGGCCGAUGAGAUCCUGGAGGAGGCCGAGGACGACGAGGGCGCGGCGCAAGCGGCCGUCCUGCCGCACAGCUUCCUGGAAAUCAAGACGGAAGCCAACGGCGCGGCGGAGGAGCAGGCCGUGCAGGGGCAGGACGGGCAGGCGCCGCAGCAGGCCGUGCUCGUGCCCCCGCCCUCGCCCUCGCCCCAUGGCACCGCCUCGGCCGCCGCCGCCGCAGCAGCAGCCGCAAGCACCAUCAGGCGCGGCAUGGGCGGCCUGAGGCGUGGGCGGCGCGGGCGGCCUCCCCUCAAGAGUUACGCCAUCCCGCCACCAUCCUCCUCCAGGGGUAGGACGCCCUCGCGAAGGAACAAG